UUGAGCGAUGCUCUCGCGACGAUAACUAUGUUCGAUUGAUCAUGCGCGCGUCAUGUUGAUCGCAUCCGCCUGCUAAUGCCUUAUUUCUGCACCUUCUUACGCCGCGUAUCUCCCGUACCUCUGUUGAGGCAUCUGGUAUUUUUGUACCGGCCUUCGAUCUCGCCGAGAAACGAUCCUUGCCCCGUUCACAGCGAGGUCCUUGCUCCAGUCGCACGACACGCUUGCGUUUUGUUACGGUUUGUCUCUCAAGAGACUAAUGCUGCAAUUCUAAGCAAGUAUACGAGUAAAUCGUAAAAUCGUAAAGUCAUAGCUUACGAAUCAACUGUAAUGUUGGUAAAAUUCACAAACUGUAACUUUAUUGAUAACUUCUAGUUAGUCGUAAGAUUUACGAGAAAUCGUAGAUAUUUACAAAUUACCGUAUUAUAUGCGGUUCGCAUAGAAUUACAGAUCUAUUUAUAAGUUCUUAUGAGUCUUACGAGAACAAGUUACGAGUUUUAUGAUUUUGUCUAGAAUUGCAAUAUAAGACAGAAUUGUUGACAUCGUACCGGUCUCUUAAACCGUAUCUCAUUAGUCGCGCUUGAUUUUCUUGAAUGUUUGUACACGGAAAAGGAAAUUACUCGAAUACGUGAAUUUGCGUAAAAUUUAGUCGGACUAAACAAAUAUUUAUUGAAAUAUUUACUGAAAUGUCUACUGAAAUAUGAAUGAAUUCCGGUUGAAUUAUUAGAAUUCUGAUUCGCGUUAUGUAUGUAUUUUGUAUAGUAUAUUGCAGCUUCAGUUUAUAUGCCAAGAAGGAGCUUGAUUUCUUCAAUAUUUCUAUCUUAAUCACUCUCAUACCUUUGUUGGUUCGUUUAUAUUUCAUCAAACAUUUGGUUAACUCAAUAAAACUUUUUUCCGUGUAGCACGUAUAAAAUAAGAUAUAAUCUCAACACGUUUGUUUACAUUCCUCAUUGCUCACUUAUUUCACAUUUUCACCGUUAGAUGUAUCGUUCAUAUUCCAUAAUAAUAAGGAAAUUGAUUGAAGGAGAUACGAUUUCGGCACAGCUCUCUCUCUCCUACAUAUUUCACCAAAAGCCAACUUGCGACUGAAUAUUUCUUCUGGAUAGCCGAUGGUAUCAAUCUUGCUGGUCCCCAUCGUCCAUCUUCGAUCUGUCAUGCGCGUCUCUUCGUCAACACGUUUCGCUCGGCAAAUUCGGGGGUCUCUUCUGCCCGUGCAAGGAUACGUUUAUCCUUGCGCGUAGUACCAACACCUCGCCCCUCCAUCGUCCGACACGCUUGGGAACAUACGUGUGGAUGAUGGCCACCGCCGCUGUAUAUCAGUCUAUAUUAGUGGGAGGUGGCAGGUAGCAGAGUUCUCUUUUAGCGUUUCAACGCUCCGACACUCAUUUCAUCCGCAAGUACCGACUAUCGCGGGUCCGAGCAUCAUUAAAUGCCAACUUGCGAAUCGCGCGACACGCGGCUGGACUGAGACAACCAAAAGCCAGAAACGAGAUCUCGACCUCGUACUUCUCACGGCCACGACCCGACCGGAGUCGAGACCCAGGGGUAGAUCGUCGCGUAUUCACCGUCAUCCUCCGCCAAGCCUUUGUCCAUGUUGUCGCAUCCGUGCGGUGCUCGAUCACACGUGAAAUCGGACCUAGCGUUUCGUGUCCGUCGGCAAACUCCACUCGCAAGAUCGACUCAUGCGAAGGUGUAUCGCUUAGGACAAAGGGAUGUCUCGCGGAUGACAGUCGUAGGAUAGUUCUUCGGGCAGCGCUCCUCGAGUGAGAUAACACAGGAGGAGGUCCUGUGCUGAAGCGAAUUUGCGCGGAGUCUAUCUUCGAGUCAUCAUCGCAGCGUUUUCGCAUCGUGAUUAUAAGGGCGUCGCGGGCCGAGCGUGAGCCUUUGAAGUUCUGUCUACCGUGAUAGCACUCGAGAAUCUCCUCACGAUCGCACCACAACGGUGUAAGAGAAACAUCAACGCGGUUUAGAGCGUCACGAAAUAAGGAGCAUCCUCCGCGGAAGAACGUCUCAUCGGAUGCGCUCUCGCAGGACCCGAAUGAGAAACGUCAUACCCAAUUCACGAGCGAGCGCAGAAUCCAACCCCGCCGACGAGCAGCAGCAGAUCAGUGCAGAUUCAGCAGGAAAACUUCACCUGGACCUAUCGAUCGACAGCAGCUGCACCGACUGCCUGAUACUCGACGAGAUUUUCUGUCGGACGCAUAGGCUCGAUAUUUGACUUUUUUAACCAAGGCAGCUUCACCUACACGCGCCGACAUCGUAGAAUGGUAGAAGGUGAACCCAAAACAAAGCGCAAUUAUAAGUGUGAUGUAAAAGACGAGCGGCUAAACGGUUGCGGUUCCAAGGAUCUCGAACUCGCCCGUAUCGGAUUAAAGGGCAAGACUCUCGAUCCAGAGAAGGGAUCGUGCGACAAAGCUGACUUCGAGAAGGCCAUCGAGCUUAGCGAAUAUGGCAAGUUCCAUUACUUCUUGCUUGCGGUAUGCGGCUUCGUCAGCACCAGCGAGGAGAUGGACGUGAUCUCCAUGUCCUUCAUCUUGCCGAGUGCGCAAUGUGACCUGAAGCUCAACACCCAAGCGAAGGGAUGGCUCAACUCGAUCAUCUUCAUCGGGAUGAUGGCGGGCGCGUACGCCUGGGGAUCCGUGGCGGACGCGGUCGGCCGUCGGAAGGUCUUGAUCGCCAUCUCGUUCAUGAACGCUCUGUGUAUCGUCGCUUCUAGUUUCAGCCAAACGUAUGAGCUCUUCAUGUUCUUCCGUUUUCUGAACGGCGCAGCGCUAGGAGGUAGCGGACCGGUCAUCUGGUCGUACUUCGCAGAAUUCCAGCCGAAAUCCAAACGCGGCUCCAUGCUGUCUUUCAUGGCGGCGUUCUGGACACUGGGAAACCUCUUCGUGGCCGGUUUGGCAUGGUUGAUCAUCCCUAACGAGAUGGGUGUCACCAGCUCGUCGUUCACCUACAACUCUUGGCGAAUUUUCCUGUUAAUCUGCGCUGUUCCGUCGUUCGUCGUGACGGGGCUGCUUCUGCUUCUACCAGAAUCUCCCAAGUACCUCUUGUCCUCCGGCAAGUACGAGGAGGCGCUCGAGAUCUUUCGCAAGAUAUACGUCUACAACACCGGGAGACCGAGUGAGACUUACACGGUGAAAGAACUGAUUAUCGAUGACUUUCAAGAGUCGAACCCGGCGAAGGCCGAAGUCGAGGAGAAGGGCAAAUGCAAAACCAUGCUGGGCGACAUCGUGGAGAACAGUCGGCAGUUAUUCGUAACGCCGAUUCUCCGCUUCACGAUAAUCUCGAUCGUUAUCAAUUUCACCUUCCACAUCGGUUACUACGGCCUGAUGAUGUGGUUCCCGGAACUGUUCAAUCGUUUCGACGAGUUCCAUCGCGACCAACCGGGCGUGGUGGCCUCGAUAUGCCAGGUCACCGAUUACGUCGUUAACAAAGGCUCGCACAGCAUCGAGAACGUUUGCUCCGACAAGAUCGGGGCGUCCGUCUUUAUGGAGUCCCUUAUCACGGUGGCGUCUGCCAUACCCGCCAAUAUCAUCGCUGUCUUGGGGAUGGACCGCCUCGGGCGUAAAUUUUUCCUAGUGUUCAGCACGUUCUCAUCAGGGUUGUGCUCGGUCGGCUUAUACUUCGUGUACAACAAGUAUCAUAAUCUGAUCGUGUCGGCAGUCUUUAGCGGUGCGAUAAGCUGCGGCAACGCGGCAUUAGAUUGUCUCAUCACCGAGGUUUUUCCGACGCAACUACGCGCAACGGGGAUCGCCAUAUCGAUGGUAGCUGCUCGUCUCGGUGGGAUAAUCGGUAACAUCGUCAUAGCUCAGCUUCUGGACAUGUACUGUCCGGCACCGACUUUCAUAGUCGCUGCUCUGCUGAUUGGUGGAGGCUUGCUAUGUUUAUUUCUACCAAACACAACGCGCGAGCCGCUUUCUUGACCCUAGCGAAAGUCGAUCCCAGUCGACAGCAGCAGUUUACGAUCGUAUCUAUAUAUUUUUGUCGAGUACAAGCGUCGUUGAAUUUUCUAGAACAAUCCUGAGUAUCGUUGCGAUUCAAUUAUAGUGCUAUAAAGUGAAAAAAAAGCAAGAUUCGCGUCGUGCAAAGUAGAACGUUAGAAUUUCCGCUAUAUGUGUAUUCGUAAUAAUCCCCGUAAUAAUCUCGAAAAAGAGAUACAUUUUAAGAGUUAAUUCUUACAAAAGUUUAGUUGUGUGAUGACGAGAAGAAUUCAGCGCCUCUAAUCGUAUAAUUUCCGAAGGGUAAAAGCGUUUGAUACGGAGCGCUAUAAUUAGAUGCCUUAGCCGAAUUUUAUACAUAUACCAAUAUCAAUUACAGAAUUUAGACACAGCAAUGAAAUCGUUUGAUUAAUUGCGAUUCGCAAUAAAUAUAUACUUUCCUAUCCUUUGUGAUUCUCGGUUAGAAAUUCGCUGCAUAAAAUCACUAUCGUUUUAUGUCGUACCAGACAUAAUUUAGAGUUUAUCGAUCGAUUGAAACAUAAAAAUGUGAAAUUAAAAUAUUUUUGAGGAUAGUAAUAAUACUGUACUGUACAGUACUUCAAUAGUUUUUCUUUUCUUAAAUAUUUGUUCUUAAGUCGCUAAUUGUUAUCUAAGUCGUUAAAGAAUUAUAUUUAAAAUUGCUAAUUAACUAUAAUACGUGUUAUCGCAUUCCUCAUAUCAAUGUGUAAUCGACAACUUUGUAUGCGUGUGCAUUAUCCUUAUACUAAAUAUUUUACGUCUUACGAUAAAAUUAGUAAAAAACAAAGAAUUAUAAAACUAUAAAAAAUACACACGUUUUCUUGAAUAUCGAUUCUCAAGAUUUUAGUUUGUACACAACAUAUGCAUUCUUAAACUCCGAAUCCAAACCAGAAGAUGCUAUUGGUGCUUUCUGUACACUGAUUCUCAGGAUAGGAAGAUAAUAAAGAAACAUGAAAUUAGCACAUA
Odontomachus brunneus is the source of this 4916-nucleotide messenger RNA. RefSeq names its product synaptic vesicle glycoprotein 2B. The record is from RefSeq and is a predicted model, not a curated record. Lineage: Eukaryota; Metazoa; Arthropoda; Insecta; Hymenoptera; Formicidae. Gene Ontology annotation, molecular function: transmembrane transporter activity. Gene Ontology annotation, cellular component: membrane. The coding region runs from base 2262 to 3917 and encodes 551 amino acids. Gene Ontology annotation, biological process: transmembrane transport. The transcript is spliced from 10 exons.